Molecule: messenger RNA, 1604 nt
Organism: Caenorhabditis elegans
Lineage: Eukaryota; Metazoa; Nematoda; Chromadorea; Rhabditida; Rhabditidae
Gene: best-20
Product: Bestrophin homolog
Exons: 12
Coding region: 22-1482 (486 amino acids)
Biological process (GO): transmembrane transport
Cellular component (GO): plasma membrane; membrane
Molecular function (GO): chloride channel activity
Source: RefSeq, marked reviewed
UUUCAGCGUCACGUUUUUCUUAUGACAGUCUCCUAUAACUCCGACGUCUCGUCGGUAUCCUCUACUAAUUUUCUGCGGCUUUUGCUCAGAUGGAAGGGGUCAAUCUGGAAAAGUGUGUCGUCGGAGCUAAUGAUGUGGUGUUUCAGUUAUUUUUUAAUUGCACUACUCUACCAUAAAGUCUUGUUUCCGAAUGACUAUUAUGACUCCUUCAAUGACGUGGCAUUUUACUGUGGGAAGGAGCUUCACAACUACAUUCCUCUUACUUUUAUGCUAGCUUUCUUUGUCUCAAUCAUUGUGGAGAGAUGGAGGACCACGUUCACCAAUAUGGGAUGGAUUGAGAGCUCUGCUCUCACAGUCAAUGCAAUAAUUGUUUCAAAAUGCGACGAGGCUCGUCUGAUCAGACGAAAUAUCAUCCGAUAUCUGGUACUGGCCCAGAUAUUAACAUUCCGCGACAUUUCGAUCAGAGUUCGUCGCCGCUUCCCGAACAUCGACUCAAUCAAGAAAGCCGGAUUCCUGACUGACAACGAAGAGGAAUUGCUGGAAGGCAUCGAUCUGGCCUAUAACAAGUACUGGGUACCUAUCAACUGGGCAAUCUCACUGUCGAAUCAGGCAAACUCCAAGGGCUAUGUGAUAAGUGCUCCAGGGAUGGUGAGCUUGAUUCAGGAGAUUAAGACCUUCCGGAAUGGCUUGGCAACCAUCUGUAACUUUGACUGGUGCCCGAUUCCAAUUGCCUACCCGCAGGUGGUCUUCUUCGCUGUUCGAAUCUAUUUUCUCUUCUGCCUGAUCACGAGACAAUAUAUUAGAGUGCCGAACAAGGAACUCGAGCCCGUACAGAUGUUCAUCAGACCGUUCAUUACGAUAAUUGAAUUCAUCUGUAUUGUCGGGUGGAUGAAGGUGGCGGAGGCGUUGCUCAAUCCAUUAGGCGAGGACGAUGAUGAUUUUGAGAGCAACUUUUUGAUUGAUAAGAACAUUUUUACCGGUAUGCGGAUUGUGGACCAAUUUGACGAAGCACCGCCGCUCUUCGAGGACACAUUCUCCGAUCCGGGAGCAAUGCCAAUUUACUCAGAAGAAAGUCAGAAGAAUUAUCAGAAUGGAGCACUAGUGGGGUCGGUGUCGAAUGUAACCCUUGCCCAAUUCGACGAGAACAUUACCAUGGUCCCAGUGGCUCCAAGACUCUCAAUCGGGGAUAUCAAUGCUCACGACCGUUCGUCAAUUCGUCGCCGCUUCAAGUCGGGCUCUUCGCAGAAUUGCUCAAGAGCAAACAGUUUCCGGGAGCACCCCAAAGUACUACGCCAACCUUCAGAUGGAGAGAGCAAUGAUGCAUAUGAGCUGGAUUAUGAGACAGUUAUUAAAAGUGUUGACGACCUCGUAGCUUCAUCGCCCACAAAACCUGGAAAGUUUUUCACAAGCCUCACGAAAGUCGACGAAAAUGAUGAGGAUAUUCCGGCCACCGCAAAAACAUCAGUCGUAUCCCGAGUCUGAGCACAUCCCAUCCAUCAGCACAAUUUUUUUAAUACUCAGUAUUAAAUUAAGAUAUCUAUUACCCAAAAAACAUAUAAUCAAUCAAUGUAUAUUAUUAUUAUAAUAAAGAGGUUGACUUUGUU